Ailuropoda melanoleuca (giant panda) is the source of this 1015-nucleotide messenger RNA. Its product is annotated as olfactory receptor 7C1. Gene Ontology annotation, cellular component: membrane. Lineage: Eukaryota; Metazoa; Chordata; Mammalia; Carnivora; Ursidae. Gene Ontology annotation, biological process: G protein-coupled receptor signaling pathway. Gene Ontology annotation, molecular function: G protein-coupled receptor activity; olfactory receptor activity. The record is from RefSeq and is a predicted model, not a curated record.
UGGAAGCAUCUCCAAUUCCCCAACCAUGGCAAUUAUAAAUGGCUAUUUCAUCCCCAUGGAAUCAGGAAAUCAAACACAUGCUUCAGAAUUUCUCCUCCUGUUUUCAGCAAAGCCGGAGGCUCAGUUCAUUCUCUUCGGGCUGUUCCUGUGUGUAUACUUGGUCACGUUCACUGGGAACCUGCUCAUCAUCCUGGCCAUCAGCUCUGACUCCCACCUCCACACCCCCAUGUACUUUUUCCUCUCCAACCUGUCCUCUGCUGACAUCUGUUUCACCUCCACCACUGUCCCCAAGAUGCUGUGGAACAUCCAGACUCAGAGUAAAGUUAUCACAUAUGCAGGCUGCCUCAGCCAGACAUUUUUGCAUGCGUUUGGUUGUCUGGACAAUUUACUCCUGGAUGAGAUGGCCUAUGACUGCUUUGUGGCCAUCUGUCACCCCCUGCACUACUCACUCAUAAUGAACCCCCAGCUCUGUGGGCUGCUGGCCUUGGGGUCCUGGUGCAUCAGUGUCAUGGGCUUCCUGAUCAAGACCUUGACCCUUUUUUGGCUGUCCUUCUGCACAAACAUGGAAAUCCCACACUUUGUGUGUGUGUGUGAUCUUCCUGAAGUCCUGAAGCUCACCUGUUCUGACACCCUCAUCAAUAGCAUAGUGGUGUAUUCUGCACCUGGCCUUCUGGCUGUGAUUCCUCUCCAUGCAAUACUGUUGUCUUACUAUCAAAUUGUUUCCUCCAUACCCAGCAUUUCCUCAGCUGCGGGGAAGUACAAAGCCUUUUCCACGUGUGGGUCUCACCUCUCGAUGGUCUCCUUUUUCUAUGGCACAGGCCUUGGGGUGACCAGUUCUGAAGUGACUUCAUCCUCCAGGACGAGUCUGGUGGCCUCGGUGAUGUACACCAUUGUCACCCCCAUGCUGAACCCCUUCAUCUACAGCUUGAGGAACAGGGACAUGAAGGGGGCCCUGAGCAGGCUCCUCGGCAGGGUGGUGCCUCUCAGCAUCAGGACCAUUACAGGACUCUCUUGA